Messenger RNA from Zingiber officinale, 1175 nucleotides. RefSeq names its product growth-regulating factor 12-like. Gene Ontology annotation, cellular component: nucleus. The transcript has 3 exons. Gene Ontology annotation, biological process: regulation of DNA-templated transcription; developmental process; DNA-templated transcription. Gene Ontology annotation, molecular function: ATP binding. The record is from RefSeq and is a predicted model, not a curated record. The coding region runs from base 89 to 733 and encodes 214 amino acids. Lineage: Eukaryota; Viridiplantae; Streptophyta; Magnoliopsida; Zingiberales; Zingiberaceae.
CCGGCGCCACACUUUAAUAACAGCGCACGCCGUCACGCUCCUUCAUUUUCAAUCCCCAACGCUAUCAACGAGACGAGCGGAGGCGAUCAUGGCGCCGGAGCGGGACGAAACAAACUCUUCCGCCAGGCCGCCGUAUCAAAAUCAGAGCCUCCUCUCGCCGCCGCGCAAGCUCCCCCGCUUCGCCUCCGACGAAGCAGGACUGGUGACGAUGGCGGCGCCGUCGCCCUUGGUACUGGGUUUAGGCCUCGAGCUCGGCCGAGGAAGCCCCACCGACGCGUCGAAGCCGCCUACCUUCACCUUCAUGCAGUUACAGGAGCUGGAGCACCAGGCGCUCAUUUUCAAGUACAUGGCCGCCGGCCUCCCUGUCCCCCUCCAUCUCGUCCUCCCCAUUUGGAAGAGCGUCGCCGCCUCAUCCUUCGUCCACUGCCAUUACCCCUCUCGUUUGUUCCCAUCAAUCCUCUUGAUGGGGUACGGGAGCUUCUUCUUGGACUACCGGAACAACAUGGAACCGGAGCCGGGGCGGUGCAGGCGGACGGACGGCAAGAAGUGGCGGUGCUCCAGAGACGUCGUCCCCGACCAGAAGUACUGCGAGCGACACAUGCACCGUGGACGCAACCGUUCAAGAAAGCCCGUGGAACCCGCUGGUGCCGCCGCCGCCACAUCCACGCAGCUUUCCAUUUCCAUUCCAUCCGCUUUCUCAUCCCCCAACUCCACCAUUAACAACUGUCUGUGAACUUCAUUGGAAGCAGGGGAGGUCAGUUAGAGGUCAUCUUUUUUUGCUUCCCUCAAGGUAACGAGAGAGAUGGAAACGGACUGGACCAGGUGCAGGACCACCAUUGCUGCUGCUGUAGCUGCAAUGGAGAGUGAGAGUGAGUGAGAUGGAGUGAGGGACAGCUCAGAGUUGUGCGUCUCUGCGAUGGCAAAUCAAUUCGCGGUUCUGACACCGUCAGAGGACGGUGCUGCUGGCGGCAGCUUUUUGUUUUGCUUUCGUUAUUUGUAAUUUAUGGGUGUAGUCUGGACAUGAGAACUGAGCUCUCUCAUCGCAGUGCUUCUCAGUGUCUCUCUGUUUUACCAGGAAAAAAAAAACGUUGUAGUUCAUGGAAGAGAUUGAGAUUGAGAGAUGAUGUAUAGAAGGAAGUCAAGUUUCAUGUGCUGGUGUCAAGUUUCAUUGACUA